AUGAAGCUCUCUUUCAUGUUAGGAGAGCUCCUCAUGCUUUUCGAGUUGAUUCAUGGUCUCCAAGAUGUGGCUGUAACCUGUACUGAAUCCUGGCUCCAGGUCAAAUUUAGACAAAGGCCCCUGAUAAAUGACCUGCAACCUUUGCAACAUGAACUCUUUCUAGGAAAUGGCUGUCCUGUAAACCUCGUUGAGCCGGAUUUCUUUGUGUUCCUUUAUCUUCUAACUUUUUGUGGCAUCGUAGUGACUGAACAGCCAGUAGGUAUUCUCAUUGAAAGUGCAAUCGUAUAUAACUCGGCGAAUUUUGAGUUCGAUGUACACAUCCCAGUAUCAUGCUAUAUUCAAAGAAGGUUUCCAAUAUUCUUCAUGGUGAGAAGGAGAGAGAAUAAUAGACGUGAAUGUAGAAGGCCAGUGGGACAGCAUCGCUCACUGUCACGGGAAAUUAAGGACUUGGGAAUCCAUCCAAGAGCAUCUUAUGCGAACAGUAUUCCCUUGUUGAGCUACAUAAUGUUAUCCCUUCCUAAGUGUAAGAACCAAGCUAUGCAUUCUGGAUGAUGAGGCAACCCUACUUCACCUGGUACUCUGGCUGCUUGAAGAUGUCAUUGCCUCUUGGAAGUUGGACUAGUCACUGGAUAUUGUCUUUUGUCAUUUCAAAUGUGCUAUUUUUAAAUGAGAA
Messenger RNA from Callithrix jacchus (white-tufted-ear marmoset), 673 nucleotides. It is a transcript of the gene OOSP4A, whose product is annotated as oocyte secreted protein family member 4A. NCBI's taxonomy places the organism in Eukaryota, Metazoa, Chordata, Mammalia, Primates, Cebidae. The record is from RefSeq and is a predicted model, not a curated record.